UGCUGUUUCCCUUUCCCUUCUCCGCCCCACUGGCCUUAUUGUGACGGCGGAGGGGUGUGUGCUUUGGAGGGCUAUAUAUAUAUAUGGACCCAAAGCUCAGGAGGUGAGUUUCCAGAGCAGAAAGGCAGAGAACCAGAAAGGAAUCGGAUCUGUCCAGCGGGAAACAGAAACAGCAUGGCUGAAGCUCUGCAAUUGGAGACGUGGGACCUGCUCUACGAGCACAACAACGAGGACCACCGGACCGCCGACGCCGGUUUCCAGAGGCUUCUUGUGCGCCGGGGCCAGUCCUUCAUUGUGACGCUCCACUUCUCUGGAAGGUCCUUUGACGAAGCAGUGGACACCCUCACCUUCCACGUCGAGACAGGUCCUUGCCCCAUUGAGACAUCUGGGACCAAGUCCUCCUUCCCCCUCUCUUGCUCCCUGGAAGAGACCGUCUGGAGCUCUGCUGUGGAAGGCCAGGAUGGGUCCUCCCUGACCCUCUUCGUCUUCCCUCCUCCGGAUGCCCGCAUCGGCCGCUACCGCCUGACCGUAGACGUCUCCACAGAAGGCCAAGGAUCCAGCUUCGACCUGGGAGAGUUCGUCCUGCUCUUCAAUCCCUGGUCCCCAGAUGACACUGUCUACAUGGAGAGCGAAGAGGCCUGCGUCGAGUAUGUCCUGACCCAACAUGGACACAUCUACCAAGGAUCCAAGGACUUCAUCUAUUCCAUCCCUUGGAACUUCGGGCAGUUUGAAGAAGGGAUUGUGGACAUCUGCCUCCAACUGCUGGACACCAACCCCAAAUUCCUCCGCAACCAGGACAAGGACUGCUCCCGCCGCAACAACCCCGUCUACGUCAGCCGAGUGAUCAGCGCCAUGGUGAAUUGCAAUGACGACCAAGGCAUCCUCUUUGGACGAUGGGACAACAAGUACGACGACGGCGUGAGUCCCAUGGCCUGGAGUGGUAGCGUGGACAUCCUUCAGAGGUGGCAGAAGUUUGGGUGCCAACCUGUCCGUUAUGGGCAAUGUUGGGUCUUUGCAGCCGUGGCUUGCACAGUGCUCCGUUGCCUGGGCAUCCCCUGCCGCGUGGUCACCAACUACAACUCUGCCCACGACACCAAUGGCAACCUGGUCAUCGAGCAAUACCUGGACCAGAACGGCAAGCUUCAGCAGGGCAACCGAGAGCUCAUCUGGAAUUACCACUGCUGGGUCGAGGCUUGGAUGGCACGUCCAGAUCUUUCAGAAGGAUACGAUGGAUGGCAGGUUUUGGACCCAACGCCCCAGGAGAAAAGUGAAGGUGUUUUCUGCUGUGGCCCAACGCCUGUCAAAGCUGUCAAGGAAGGAGACCUCCAUCUGAAGUAUGACGUCCGGUUUGUCUUUGCUGAGGUCAACGCCGAUGUGGCAUAUUUGAUGCUCCAGAAAGACAUGUCCCGGAAGAAGACCACCAUCACCACCACGGUGGGCAAGAACAUCAGCACCAAGAGCGUGGGCAGGGACUCCAAGGAGGACAUCACUCAUCAUUACAAAUACCCCGAAGACUCAGAGGAAGAGCGAGCCGUGUUCGAAAAAGCCCAGCUCCACAAAGACCCACCACCAGCCGAGGAAGGACUAAAAGUCAAGAUCAAAGCCUCCGAGGGCAUGAACAACGGCUGUGACUUCGACGUCUUCGCCCUCCUCACCAACAACACGGCUGAGGAGCACCGGUGCCGCUUGAUGUUCGGGGCCAGGACCCUCAGCUACAACGGGGCUCUGGGUCCUGAGUGUGGCUCCAAAGACCUGCUGAACAUCACGUUGGAGCCACAUGCAGAGCGGACCGUCCCUUUGCGCAUCCUCUAUGAGAAGUACGGCCACUGCUUGACUCAGGACAACAUGAUCAAGGUGAUGGCCCUCCUCGUGGACCUCGACACCCAGGAGGCCGUCCUUGGGGUCCGGAACAUCUACGUCAAGAACCCGGAUAUCAAAGUCAGGGUCCUGGGGGAGCCGAUGCAGAAGCGGAAGCUGGUGGCCGAACUGACGCUGACCAACCCACUGCCCACCCCUCUGACCGGCUGCGUCUUCACCGUGGAAGGGGCCGGACUCACAGAUAGACAGAAGGUCCAGGAGAUCGAUUCCCCAAUCAGUCCGGGUGAAGAAGCCAAAGUGAGGGUGGACUUCGUUCCCCGCCAGUCUGGCUUGCGGAAGCUGGUGGUGGACUUCGAAAGCGACAAGCUGAAAGGGGUGAAGGGCUACCGGAACGUCAUCAUCGCUCCUUUGCCCAAGUGAAGCCGGCCUCCACGUGCCUUGCCGCACUCCUUUGCAAUGAGCCUCCCCUUCUUAGCAAGAGGGACAGAUCCCAGGAACAGCUGAGACCCAAGGAGAACUCCUCCAGAUGUGGACAUUUGAAGCCCAAACCAACAUUGCAACUCACUCAGUCUCUUCCAGUGCAGAAUAUUUCUUCUUCUUCUGGUGUUUAGAUAUGGAAACUGAUACGGCUCAUUGGCAGGAGUGUCCAUCUCCCUGAAUUCAUUUCUCAUAGGAUGCAUCUACACCCAGCAUUGAGCAAAUGCAGCUGGACAUCGCUUUUAUUGCUCAAUGCUAUGUUCUGUAUUUAAAGUAAUUGCUCAAUGACAUGGGAUCCUGGGAGUUGUAGCUUGACAAAGUCUUGUGCCUUCUCCACCAAUGUGUUUUGAUACCUUACCACGUUACAUCUCCCAGGAUUCCAUAGCAUGGCGCCAUUACGCUUAAAGUGGUGUCAAACUGCAUUAAUUUCACAGUGCGGACGCAGCCUUGAACACCUUCGUCAUUUAGCUCAAAGGUCUUUUUACACACAAUAUAUUUUUUAAUAAAUUUACAUUUAUUAUGUGCCUUAAUGGGAUAAAGCUAUGCAAAACUGUGCAAAAGUCUCAUUUGUUUGUUAUUCUUUCUGGUAAGAAACGAAACGAGAAAUAGAUUACGAUUUUCUACCCGAAAGAUGUGAUCCUCCAGAUAGAGUCGGACUACAAAUCCCAGCAUUUUUCUCCAUUGGUUAUCCCAGUAACCAGACCCUUGGCCACUUAAUACAAAGCUUGAGAGUGCCUACAUUUGGGAGGUUGAAUCCGUUCCGGGUUUUAGUCCGAAUAUGAAAAAGAACUCUUUUGCUGUGUGUUUAUAUAUGUGUGUAUAUUAUAUAUUAAAGGUGCUUUAUACUGUU
This is a messenger RNA of Anolis carolinensis (green anole), 3145 nucleotides long. RefSeq names its product protein-glutamine gamma-glutamyltransferase 2. The record is from RefSeq and is a predicted model, not a curated record. Gene Ontology annotation, biological process: peptide cross-linking. Gene Ontology annotation, cellular component: mitochondrion. NCBI's taxonomy places the organism in Eukaryota, Metazoa, Chordata, Lepidosauria, Squamata, Anolidae. The transcript has 13 exons. Gene Ontology annotation, molecular function: protein-glutamine gamma-glutamyltransferase activity. Bases 175 to 2238 code for a protein of 687 amino acids.